UAAGGAAAAGGGGAAAGAUGGCGGCGCCCGGAGUUGGUGUGGAGGCGGAGGAGGAUGCGCCCGGCCUGGUCUUGGGGAGGCUGGAGGAGGAGGCGCGGCGGCGGCAGGAGAGGCUGCGGGCUCUGAGGCAGCGGACGCUGCAGAAUAAGGACAGUGGUGAAUGUGAGAACAAGCGUCCCAGAGAAGAUGAAGAAGAGGAGACCAUCAAGCACAAGGAGCUCAAACUGCGAAACUAUGAUCCUGAAGAUGAGGAGCUUAAGAAGAGGAAGAUGCCCCCAGCCAAGCCAGCCUCAGUGGAAGAUAAGGUGAAGGACCAGCUGGAGGCUGCCAAGCCAGAGCCCAUCAUCGACGAGGUGGAUCUGGCAAACCUGGCCCCCAGGAAACCAGACUGGGAUUUGAAGCGAGAUGUAGCCAAGAAACUGGAGAAGCUGGAGAAGAGGACGCAGAGAGCCAUUGCUGAGCUCAUAAGAGAGCGGUUGAAAGGGCAGGAGGAGGAGCUGGCAUCUGCUGUCGGGUCAGCAAAGCAGGAGGGAAGUGACUCUGACUAAGGAGGUCAAUCGGGCAGCCUCGGGCUUGGGAUCUGCCAGCAAUGCGAAUCCUGUUGCUCUCCGGUAGAGACACCUUGCUGGGACAUGCUGCUCACCAGCCCUUAGAGACCCAGAGCCAUGACUAUUUUCCGGAGGACUGGUUCUCUUCUUCCUGCACAAAGAUGCCUUUUUCAAGGUGUUUUUUUCUGUGGAAGAGCUGGUGUUAACUGCCAGGUGGGGAACAAAGGGUGAUCUUCUCUAGAGAGCUGGCUGUGUGUAUUUGUUAACAUCCAUGGUCAGACCCAACAUGUGCAGGAUAUCUAUCCUGGAAGUGACUGAGUGGCUUGGGACCCCAUCACUGCUUGAUGUUAACUUGCGAUUUGUUCUGUUCCUUGAAGUUUCCCGACCCUGCUGGCUGCGCAGUGUGUCUGUGUAUAUACAUCACUUCUAUAUAUUUUGUAAUUGACAAAAUUUGUUGUUAACAAAUCUUUUAAUAAUAAAACAGUCCCACAGUG
Messenger RNA from Melopsittacus undulatus (budgerigar), 1042 nucleotides. RefSeq names its product coiled-coil domain containing 12 (gene CCDC12). The record is from RefSeq and is a predicted model, not a curated record. NCBI's taxonomy places the organism in Eukaryota, Metazoa, Chordata, Aves, Psittaciformes, Psittaculidae. Gene Ontology annotation, cellular component: post-mRNA release spliceosomal complex; U2-type spliceosomal complex. Bases 18 to 548 code for a protein of 176 amino acids. The transcript is spliced from 7 exons.